UCGCGCCGCUGAGGCCGCGCGCGCCAUGCAGGCCCCGCCGGCCCGAGCCCCGCGCGCCGGGCCCGCCCCAGCCUCUCCCCGGACGCGGCGAGGCUGCACGAGGAGCAGGAAAAGGUGGUCACUAACUGCCAAGAGAAAAUCCAGCAUUGGACGAAGGUAGAUAAUGACUAUAAUGCCCUGCGAGAAAGACUCAGUACCUUGCCUGAUAAGUUGUCUUAUAAUAUUAUGGUACCAUUCGGCCCGUUUGCCUUCAUGCCGGGAAAACUCGUGCACACUAAUGAAGUCACUGUUUUACUCGGGGACAACUGGUUUGCGAAGUGCUCGGCAAAGCAGGCCGUAGGUUUAGUUGAGCACCGGAAAGAACAUGUAAGAAAAACAAUAGAUGAUUUAAAAAAAGUGAUGAAAAAUUUUGAAUCCAGAGUUGAAUUCACAGAAGAUUUGCAGAAAAUGAGUGAUGCAGCAGGGGAUAUUGUUGACAUAAGAGAAGAAAUUAGAAGUGACUUUGAGUUUAAAGCAAAACACCGAAUUGCUCAUAAACCCCAUUCCAAACCAAAAACUUCAGAUACUUUUGAAGCAGAUUUUGAAAAUGAUGUAAAAUCCAAAGAUUUGCUUGCUGAUACGGAGCUGUGGGCUCGGCUUGAAGAGCUGGAGAGACAAGAAGAACUGCUGGGUGAACUUGAUAGCAAGCCCGACCCCGUGGUUGCCAACGCAGAGGACGCAGCCUCCUCUGAGGAGGAGAAGGACGAUGGAAGCACACACGAGGGAGUGACUCAUCGAGUGACAGUCCCGCUCGCUCCCGGCAGUUGUCACGAGGGCGUGACAAGUUCAGAACUGUUCAAUGGUCACACGGAUAGUCAGUCGAACUGUUCAGUGAAUGGCUCAGAUUCUCAUCACAGUGAUGAUGAUGACGACGACCACAAUGGUGACGGUGACCAUGACGCUUCAGGGCUCGGAGACGACUCUAUACCAACAAUAUACUUUUCGCACACUGUGGAGCCUAAGAGGGUCCGAAUAAAUACUGAAAACACCACUUUAAAAUUCAGCGAAAAGAAAGAGGAAGCCAAACGCAAGCGGAAGAGCAGCUCGGGUGGCCACUCGGCCCGGGAGCUGCCCGCCAUCAGGACUCCAGCUGACAUUUACAGAGUCUUUGUGGACCUGGUGAACGGAGAGUGCGUGCCCCGCAAGUCCAUCCUGAAGUCGCGGAGCAGAGACAGCGUGUGCAGCGACACCAGCGAGAGCAGCGCCGCCGAGCUGAGGAGCCUCAGCUGCGAGGACGGGGCGGCAGCGACGGCGGCGAGGGCGCUUGAGGAGGAGCCUCAGCGGGGCGGCCACCAGAAGAAACUCCUGCCCUCACCGGGGACGCACGAGGCUUUCUCUGGAACGGUGAUAGAGAAAGAGUUUUUAUCGCCCACCUUAGCGCCCCACCCGGCCAUCGCGCUCCCCACCAUUCCAGAACGGAGAGUUCUGUCUGAGGCAUCAGAAGAAACUGUAAAGAGGGUUUCAAAGUUCAAAGCUGCCAGACUGCAACAGAAAAACUAGGCCCUGCCUGGGAAAUGGGAAUUCACAUCCUAAAACCCAGCGGUGCACUUGUUGAGAGCACACGUAACAGAACAUGUUACGUGUUGUUGGAAGUGAGGCUUCCUAAGUUAGUUUGGCAACAGGUUCUUCUGCCCUUAUCUGUUUUAUUUAAAAAAUCAAAGUAAAUGUUUGAAUACUUCAA
This is a messenger RNA of Microcebus murinus (gray mouse lemur), 1720 nucleotides long. The record is from RefSeq and is a predicted model, not a curated record. NCBI's taxonomy places the organism in Eukaryota, Metazoa, Chordata, Mammalia, Primates, Cheirogaleidae.